Molecule: messenger RNA, 1551 nt
Organism: Aspergillus viridinutans
Lineage: Eukaryota; Fungi; Ascomycota; Eurotiomycetes; Eurotiales; Aspergillaceae
Product: translation initiation factor eIF2 subunit gamma
Exons: 3
Coding region: 1-1551 (516 amino acids)
Biological process (GO): formation of translation preinitiation complex; positive regulation of translational fidelity
Cellular component (GO): eukaryotic translation initiation factor 2 complex; cytosol
Molecular function (GO): GTP binding; tRNA binding; translation initiation factor activity
Source: RefSeq, a predicted model, not a curated record
AUGGCUACCAACGGCGAUUUUACCGACGAUGAAUCGCAGCCUGGCUCUCCCAUGCUGGAUGCGGCGAACGGCCAGGAUGACAUUGAAGAACAGGAACCUCUUGAUGUGGAAGAAAAGCCCCUCAAGUCUGCGAUGAAGAAAGGCUCAGCGCCCCCUGCUCCUCAGCCGAAGCGUCCAGAACUCCCCGAGCAGCCCGACCCAGAGACUCUCGAUUUGUCGACACUCACGCCUCUGUCGCCCGAGAUUAUCGCGCGCCAGGCCACAAUCAACAUCGGUACUAUCGGACACGUCGCUCACGGCAAGUCGACUGUGGUGAAGGCUAUUUCGGAGGUGCAGACUGUCCGGUUCAAAAACGAGUUGGAGCGGAAUAUUACCAUCAAGCUUGGUUAUGCCAACGCGAAAAUCUACAAGUGCGACAACCCUGAGUGCCCGCGCCCGACGUGCUUCAAGAGUUACAAGAGUGAGAAGGAGAUCGACCCUCCAUGUGAAAGAGAAGGAUGCACAGGUCGUUACAGAUUGCUGAGACAUGUCUCGUUCGUCGACUGCCCUGGGCACGAUAUUCUCAUGAGUACCAUGUUGUCAGGUGCCGCCGUCAUGGACGCCGCCCUUUUGCUGAUUGCCGGAAACGAAGCUUGCCCCCAGCCUCAGACUUCGGAGCACUUGGCAGCUAUUGAAAUCAUGAAGCUCAGCCAUAUCAUCAUUCUGCAGAACAAGGUUGAUCUGAUGAGGGAAGACGGUGCUCUGCAACAUUACCAAUCAAUCCUGAAGUUCAUUCGUGGUACUGUUGCCGAUGGCUCUCCUAUCAUUCCAAUCUCUGCUCAGCUCAAGUACAACAUCGACGCUGUCAACGAAUACCUUGUUUCGCACAUCCCGGUUCCAGUCCGUGACUUCACUGCGUCCCCUCACAUGAUUGUCAUCCGUUCCUUCGACGUCAACAAGCCCGGUGCGGAGAUCGAUGAGUUGAAGGGUGGUGUUGCAGGUGGCUCUAUCCUCACUGGUGUGCUGAAGCUCAACGACGAGAUUGAGAUUCGCCCCGGUCUCGUUACCAAGGACGAGAAUGGCAAGAUUCAGUGCCGCCCCAUCUUCUCCCGUGUCGUCUCGCUCUUUGCUGAGCACAACGAUCUGAAGUUCGCUGUCCCUGGAGGUUUGAUCGGUGUCGGAACCCGUGUCGACCCUACCCUGUGCCGUGCCGAUCGUCUCGUCGGUUUCGUCCUGGGCCACCGUGGCCGUUUGCCGGCCAUCUACACUGAACUGGAGGUCAACUACUUCCUGCUGCGUCGCCUGCUCGGUGUCAAGACUGCCGACGGCAAGCAGGCCAAGGUUGCCAAGCUCACCAAGAACGAGGUCCUCAUGGUUAACAUCGGCUCUACGGCCACUGGUGCUAAGGUUAUGGGUGUGAAGGCUGAUGCUGCCAAGCUCAGCUUGACCAGCCCGGCUUGUACAGAGAUUGGAGAGAAGAUUGCUAUCAGCCGGAGAAUUGACAAGCAUUGGCGUCUGAUCGGCUGGGCCAAUAUUGUCGCUGGUAACACUCUUGAGCCCAUUCUGAACUAG